Messenger RNA from Soboliphyme baturini, 576 nucleotides. NCBI's taxonomy places the organism in Eukaryota, Metazoa, Nematoda, Enoplea, Dioctophymatida, Soboliphymatidae. The record is from the annotation of a GenBank genome assembly.
CUGCAGCGGAUCGUCGCCGCGGCCGCCGCCGCCGCCUCCGCCGUUCCUACCGUAACAGCUUGGACCGCCCCCGGCUGGCCCGGCUCGGCCCCAUCUACUGAAGGGAAACAGCUGCGGCCUCGACCGGCGGUGCCCAAGCGUUCCUGCAUGCAGGACAUGCACCAGGCAAUGUGCCGAUCGCUCGCCAUCGAUCGGUUUAUCGACGGCGACGACACCCUGUCAGAGAAACGAAGGAAACAGUAUACUGUGACCUCCGUCCACCCUUCGCAGUCGUCCUCGUCCUCGUCCUCGCUCAUGUCUUCACCGCCUGUGUCGUCGCCGUCCUCCUCGUCGCCUCCGUCAGACACUGCCGAAAUCGAGCAAAAGCUGCGCGACGGGGUGUGGGAAGCGGAGACGAUCUACUACACUGCCAGCAACGGUGUCAGCCAUCAACAGCGCCUGAAGAAGGGCACAGCGUACCGCAGCGUAGAGACGUCGGAAUUCGUUUGUUUCGUCAGUCAUGACAGUACUAUUUACCGUAUCGGAGGUCUCAAAUGGCACAAGAUAAAAAAAAUGAUGAUCGCGCUGCCUACCUAA